This is a messenger RNA of Penicillium nucicola, 1248 nucleotides long. RefSeq lists its product as uncharacterized. NCBI's taxonomy places the organism in Eukaryota, Fungi, Ascomycota, Eurotiomycetes, Eurotiales, Aspergillaceae. Gene Ontology annotation, cellular component: cytoplasm. Gene Ontology annotation, molecular function: flavin adenine dinucleotide binding; electron-transferring-flavoprotein dehydrogenase activity. The transcript has 4 exons. The record is from RefSeq and is a predicted model, not a curated record. The coding region runs from base 1 to 1248 and encodes 415 amino acids.
AUGCCUGAAAUUGAAGAGCAAGUAUACAAGGUCCUGGUUGUCGGAGGUUCCUACGCUGGUUUGGCCGCGACUUUGAACCUGAUCGAUCUGUGUCAUGGCCGGAAAUGUCGCUUCAACUUGGAUCCCAGCGCAGUUGCGCCCCAGAGAAAGAUUCCUGUUCAAGUCACCAUUGUGGAUGAGCGCGAUGGGUAUUACCACUUGAUCGGUGUCCCUCUUGCACUUGGUUCCAACCAAGAUGCUAGUAAUUUCUGGAAGAAAUAUGAAGACAUCCCUGCCCUCCAGUCCCCGGAUAUCAAGAUCAUCCAGGGAAGUGUAGAAUCCGUGGACUGUAAAUCGCGCGUCGCACGGAUUAACCAGACCACAGCAAGCGAUGGCCACAGGAUUCUGGAGGAGAAUUACGAUUACAUGAUCGCUACAACUGGUCUAAGGAGAGAAUGGCCAAGCGCACCCAAGUCGUUGAGUCGUGAAGCGUAUCUUGCCGAAAUGGCAGACUCAGUUGAGACUAUUGAAAAUGCCGCGCAAGGUGUUGUAGUCGUUGGUGGUGGUGCUGUUGGUAUUGAAAUCGCAGCAGAACUCAAGAUGCUUCGCCCACAGAGCACGGUAACUCUGAUUCACUCCCGCCAAGCCCUACUCUCCUCCGAACCACUCCCCGAAGAAUUCAGUGCAAAGGCACUGGAGCUCCUCAAAGAAUCCAAUGUGGAGUUGAUUUUGGGCACACGAGUCCAGGAAACAAUUCCAGCCAACGGACCUACGCCGCCCAAGUACAAACUCAGGCUCUCCAAUGGCGAGGAAAUACACGCGGAUCAUGUCAUCAAUGCUGUCUCCAAGUUCACACCCACAUCAUCUUACCUACCAAAGGAAGCCUGUAACUCCGAAGGUUAUAUUCGCAUCACACCCGGUCUUGAGUUUGCUGGUGACGUCUCUAACAGGGAGUACCACUAUGCUGCAGGGGAUAUUGCUUGCUGGUCUGGUGUCAAGCGUGGUGGAGCUGCUAUGCACCAGGGUCACUUUGCUGUUGUCAAUAUUCAUCAGAAAAUGAUGGCAGAGAAAUAUAAGUCCGAGCCUACAUUUGUCGAGCUGGCUGAGGUCAAGCCUAUGAUGGCUUUGGCUCUUGGAGCUACUGCUGUUGGAUACUUCCCUAUGACCGGCAUUUCUUCAGGAGAUGAGGUACGGAACAUGUUCUUCAAUGAGGAUCUUGGAUAUCAAAUUUGCUGGAAAUGGAUGCGCCUCGGAGAAGCAACAGCCUAG